AUGUACUAUUCGGUCGCUGGAGGUCUCGCCCUCCUGUCAACGCUCGUGCCGACGGGCCUGGCCGCGACGAUCCCUCAGCUGGCCGUGCCUGGCAACAAUGCUGCCAGCGAGUCGAUUGCCACCGUCACCUCGUCCUACGCGACCACCGUGACCAAUGUUCUCACCACCACCACGGCCUUCGUGACGAGCACUCAGGCAUGCACGGUCGGCACGGUCUCCCUCGCGAACAACGCCGGAUGCUCGAACUAUGCCUGGUCCAGUGCCGGGGUGUACCGGCGUGAGAUGUGCGACGGGGUCUCCAUCUCUGGCGCCGUCACCCGCGCCGUCAUGAACGUGUACUCCAGGCAAGCCAAUAUCAACGGCUGUGAACUGUACUGCAGCAUCUUCAAUGGGAUGUGCAAUGCGGUCAACUAUGCCCCGGCCCAGAGCUCCUGUCAAUACCUGUGGGCUUACAAUGAUGCGACGGUUUCGGUCUCGGGCUACCAGGCCCUCAGCACCUACACCACCAACCCCUGCUACGACACCAUCACCACCACCGAGACCGGAUAUUCGACCCAAGUCCUGACCAGCGAGGCCACCACGACCUACCUGGUCACCGUCACCAUCAGCUCGACCCCCUCGGCCACGCCCACUUCGACUUCAUCCCCGGUGGUCGUGUCCAGCUCGAGCGCUGCCGUCUUCACCCCUGCCGCCAGCUCCACCGUUGCGCCGUCUUCGGGCUCUGCCUCCCCCUCGUCCUUUGUCACUGCUGUUGCGCCUAGCUCGAGUGCCAUCGUGGCUUCGCGAUCCAGCUCUGCGGCUGUUCCCCCUUCCGCCAGUUCGAUCGGGGUGUCUCCUUCGCUCUCGGCCUCUUCCUCGUCUCUCGUCAGCGUCCGGGUGCCGAGUUCGAGUGCUGCCGUGGCCUCCAGCCCCAGUUCUGCAGCCAUCUCUCGUUCCGCCAGCUCUGCUGUUGUCUCUCCUUCGCCGUCUGCCUCUUCCUCGCCCGCUGUCAGUCUUCGCGUGCCGAGCUCGAGUGCUGUGGUGGCCGCCAGCCCCAGCUCUGCAGUGAUUUCCCCUCUUCGCAGUUCUGCCAUUGCCUCGUCGUCGAUCCCUUCUUCUUCUUCUUCUUCUUCUUCUUCUUCUUCCUCUUUUUCUCCUUCUCGCACCCCCUCCACAUCCAGCUCGGCUGCUUUCGUCGGUUCUAGCGCCAGGGUCAACACGCCCUCCGCGUCUUCCUCUUCCGUGGCCACUUCCUCGAGGCCUCUGAUCCACUCGACCGCCACUGCUGCCGUGAACAGUGUGUCCACUGCUUCAUCGCAACCUGCACAGCUGCCUGGCUCCAUCCCGGCCUCUUCCCCCAUCUCAAGACCUCCUCACUCUUCCGCUAUUCUGCCAGGUGCACCAAGCUCGUCUAGUGCCAUUGCCACUCGACCCAGCGGCCCCUCUGCAGUGGUUGGGGGACACUCGAUCUCCUCCGUGGCGGGUGCUGCGGCCACCACCAUCGUGUCAAUCGGAUCGACCACCUCCACCGUCUUGACCACGCGUACGGCAACCAUCACUGCCUGCCCCUCGAGUGUCACCGACUGUCCCGCCAGUGCGAAGACCACAUUCCUGACCACCGAGACCGUCGUCGUCUCCACCACCGUGUGUCCCCUGACGGAAACCCUGACUCUUCCCCAGCCCACCGGACCCAACUCCAUCGAGACCUCUGGGCCCGAGUUCACCACCUCGACCGUCCUGACGACUCGCACGGCCACCAUCACUGCCUGUCCGUCCAGCGUCACCGACUGCCCUGCCAGCGAGAAGACCACCUUCACCACCACCGAGACCCUGGUUGUCUCCACCACCGUCUGCCCCGUCACGGAAACUGCUGGCCUUUCCCAGCCGACCAGAACACACCCUGCUGAGACGUCUGCGCCGGAAGUCAUUACUGAGACCGUCCUCACCACUCGCACGGCCACCAUCACUGCCUGUCCCUCCAGUAUCACCAACUGUCCGGCCGAUCAGAAGACUACUCACCUCACCACCGAGACCGUUGUCCUGUCGACGACCGUCUACACAGUCACGGAAACCGCCGGUCAUUCUCAACCGACCAGAACCCCCCCUGCUGAGACCUCUGUUCCGGAAGUCACCACCGAGACCAUUCUCACCACUCGCACCGCGACCAUCACUGCCUGUCCCUCCAGUAUCACCAACUGUCCGGCCGAUCAGAAGACUACGCACCUGACCACCGAGACUGUCGUCCUCUCCACGACCGUCUACACAGUGACCGAAGCCGCCCAUCCCACCGCGACCAAGUCGGUCGAUGCCUCCGGUGAGGAAUACACCACCUCCACCGUCUUCAGCACGCGCACUGCAACCAUCACCGCCUGUCCCAGCAGCGUCACCGACUGCCCGGCCACGCAGAAGAGCACCUAUGUCACCACGGAGACCAUCGUUGUCUCCGUCACUGCCGUGCCCGUGACUGCGGUCGCUGCCGCCACUCAAACCGGCCACCCUCUGUCGGCGCCUGCGGCCCUUCCUACCGGUGCCGGAGCCCAGGGAGGCUAUGAGGAUGAUGUUGAGAUCAUUUACGAGACUACUACGGUCUGGAUCGAGGCCUGUACGUGAAUGAUGUCAGCUCGGGGGGUCGAUUGCUGUUGAGAUCAUGAGUAGCGCGGCAUCACUUCCAGCCACCUUGAAUGUUAUGACUUUCAUUUCCGU
Aspergillus heteromorphus CBS 117.55 is the source of this 2682-nucleotide messenger RNA. RefSeq lists its product as uncharacterized. NCBI's taxonomy places the organism in Eukaryota, Fungi, Ascomycota, Eurotiomycetes, Eurotiales, Aspergillaceae. The transcript has a single exon. The record is from RefSeq and is a predicted model, not a curated record. Bases 1 to 2589 code for a protein of 862 amino acids.